AAGGUAAAAGGUCAACCUGUGUAACGUGUCAGCGGGCUGUCACCACACCGGUGUCACCCCACACACACACACACACACACGUCAACGGUCCACCAACGGUCCACCAACCGACCACCAACCGACCUUCGACGGCGUCUCAGAAAAUGGCCAAAAAGCGGAGAGAAAGACGUGAGACGGACGGAUUGUCCUCGUCCCAGGAGGAGGUGAAGGCGAAUGCUAGGGACUCAGAAGUGCUGAAAGAGGCUCAGCAUACUGAAGGGGGCUCAGCACGCAUGUCUCUGCUGAUUCUGGUGUCUAUCUUCACCUGUGCUGCCUCGGUCAUGUACCUCGUCUACAGGAACUUCCCAGAGCUUCCUGAUGAUGAAAUGGAGAAAAUCAAGAUCCCUAAAGACAUGGAUGAUGCCAAAGCUUUGGGGACGGUGCUGUCCAAAUACAAAGACACAUACUACACCCAAGUGUUGGUGGCCUACUUCGCAACAUAUGUCUUCCUCCAAACAUUUGCGAUUCCUGGAUCAAUCUUCCUCAGCAUCCUGUCUGGAUAUCUUUACCCUUUCCCCUUGGCUCUUUUCUUAGUCUGUUUGUGUUCUGGCCUUGGGGCUUCCUUUUGCUAUAUGCUGUCAUAUCUGGUGGGCAGACCCGUGGUCUACAAGUAUCUUUCAGAGAGAGCACAGAAAUGGUCCCAGCAGAUUGAAAAACACAGAGAUCACUUGAUCAAUUACAUCAUCUUCCUGAGGAUAACCCCCUUCCUUCCCAACUGGUUCAUCAACAUCACCUCGCCUGUCAUCAAUGUGCCUUUGGGGGUUUUCUUCAUCGGUACCUUUCUCGGAGUGGCACCACCAUCCUUUGUAGCGAUCAACGCAGGUACAACACUGUACAAACUGACCACAGCUGGUGAGGCCGUGUCCUGGAACUCUCUGGCUGUCCUCGGUGUACUCGCUGUGCUCUCGAUCUUGCCCGUCUGCUUCCAGAAAAAGCUGCAGAAGAAACUAGAGUAGAACGCUAAACACCUCAGCACCUCAUCUGCUGGCCGAUCCCAACGUCCCCUUCCCCCGGCUCAGGAACGCGCAGCUCUCGCUCAAGUUGCUCCGCCUCAGUCUCAUACACAGCUGCUGGGUUUGCUUCCGGUGGGAGAAUCUCUGAUCACUGGCGCAACCAGCAACUCACUGACCACAAAACGCAUGCAGUGUUGGGCUGUUCCUGAUGUUAAGUAAAAGUGUAAACUGGCCGCUGCCUGCACAAGGUUUUUGGUUUCUGUGAAUUAUGUUGUUGAUUGUGGCACAUCUUGUAAAUAAGAGAAAUUGUUUUUUUUUUUUUGUUUAUUAUUGAAGGCACUGUUCAUUAUUGUAUGAUUCUUGCCAGGCAAUUAAAGGUGCUACUUGUAGGAUGUUGAACUAAAACAAUCUGAUACAUGGAAUUUCUUUGAAUGCACGUACCAGUUGUUUCAUGUGGCCUACUUGUCAUGGGGAAAAUGUGUUUCUUCUCUGUUUUCUGUAUGAAACUGUAUUGCAAACAUCUAUUUUUUAUUACAGCAACUUUUACUAUCACAUUUUCUUUGGCAUUAGCAUAUCAAUUACUACAUCCUGUUUGUAGCACCUUUAAGUUCCACUCCCUUUUUAAUAUUUAUUUUAACUUUGCUUGUGUCUAAUUGUAACCCUGAUGAACAGCAAUAACUGUACCACUACUGUUGAAAGUGGAUUUUAGUUUUCAUAAAAUAAAAUUUGAUACCUGGUUCUUGCCUUGAGAGACAUACAGCAGUGUGAGGGGGGGAAAAUUAAACUAGAGAAGGAAAAUGUAAUGACUGGUCUCAGUAAGAGCUACUUUUGUCGACAUGGGUUCCCAUGUUCUUCCUCAAAAGGUGCCUGGAUCCACUGCCACACUUUUUAUUUUAGCAUUAAAAUUUCUGUUCAUUGAUAGCCUAAAGCAGUUCUUUGCUUUGUAACUUGUAAAGACCAAGCUGAUGUAAUAUUUCCUCAGUGGACUAAACUGUAUGAUACUGAACUCCAAGCAUCAGCCAAUUCAAAUUGGUAUUCUUAAUUAAGAGGUGAUCUUAGAUUAUGUCAACACAACGCUGACAAUGUGCAUCCAUCUCCAUUUAGCUACACCAGUGCCCUCAAAAAGACUGUCAAUGUACUGAGGUAUCCAAGCCUUACCUUGCUAUUUACUGCUUUCUUUCUUCACCAGGAGAAAUGUAUUAUGAUGUCUGAUUUAUGUUGUUUAAAUAGUUUUGAGUGGCUAAUUUUGUCCUGUGCUAUAAAAGCUUACUGAUUUCAUUCAUUUUAUUUUAUUUAGAUGUUUGUUUUGUGUUUAGCCUGUGUACCAAGGUAACUUAUUGCUGCUGCUGAAAAACUUUCUGGAAGGUUUCCAGAGACGUUGAUGCAGUGACUGUACAUUCAGGUAAUUUAUUCAACAGACUUUUCUUUAAUCUCUUAAAAAUGCACAUUUACAGAGGCAGGUGGUUUUAUGUGUUUUGAGAGUUCCUGUUUUAACAUUAUUGUCUUAUUAUUCAACAGAUUUACUGUGUACUACUGUACGUUUAUUAACCUCUCAAACCCGGAUUUGAAAUGGCAACACAAGAAUCAGUUCAUGUGAAGUUUGAGUGGUUGCUCUAAUACUGUUUGUAGCAGGAAUUAAUGCUGUUUCAGUCAAAUACUGUUGGGUUGGUUUUAUGGUUCUUACUGGUUUAUGAGAGCUAUAUUGGUACACCAGAUUGUUGUUUUCAUUAAGGUGUUAAAGUCAAAUACUAAAUGCUAUAAACUGGUCCUGAAAAUUAAUUUUUUGGUCUCAAUAUUCAAAUAUCAUCUAGAUUCACUGUUUGGAAGUCCUCCGUAAUGCUAAAUCUGUCAACAUCAUAGAUUUUAAUUAUCCCUCUAUUUGUUACAAUAUUUAAACACAAACCUAUCCUAUACUUCAUGCUGAACAUAUACUCAAAUUGGAUAUAUUACUGCAUUUUUUUUGUCCUAUUGCCCUAUCAGCGAUAUAGUGAGAUCAAUCUUGUGUAACCCUCUGUUAACAUUUCAAAAAGCAGUAUUAUUUUGUACUGAGCAGUGAUGUAUUGCAGUAUGAAGUGUUUACAGUUUUCAAUUUCCUGUCCUAUCUAAUCAAAUUAAUGUUUUUUUUUAAUAUUUAUUAAAUCAUUAAAAUGAUCUUUACAGAA
Molecule: messenger RNA, 3154 nt
Organism: Morone saxatilis (striped sea-bass)
Lineage: Eukaryota; Metazoa; Chordata; Actinopteri; Moronidae
Gene: tmem41b
Product: transmembrane protein 41B
Exons: 7
Coding region: 144-995 (283 amino acids)
Cellular component (GO): endoplasmic reticulum membrane
Source: RefSeq, a predicted model, not a curated record